CGCUCAGAUCUGUGUAGAGAGAGACCCAACACAACAACACAACACUACAGAAGAAACAACACACACAGCAACCUCUUUCUCUCUCUAAACCUCUCUCUUUCUCUCUCCUCGGAGCUUGAAGAAGAUAAACCUCUCCCUUUCUCUCUCUAUAACUACAAUGCCAGCUAGUGAGACAGAUUUUGAUCUCAGACCGUCUUCUCAGUCCGCCUUUGGAAUGGGAGAGUUUACAUUUGCUGAUGUUGGAAACUUGGAGCAUUGCAUCAAGUAUUUGAAUCAGACUCUUGUUACGUUUGGGUUUCCGGCUUCGCUUGAUCUCUUUGCAAAUGAUCCUGUUUCAGUUGCUCGUACUUGCAAUUGUAUGUAUGCUUUAAUUCAACAGAGGCAGCGUGAUGUUGAAUUCAGGGAAUCUGCUAAUGAACAGAGACAACGAUUGUUGUCUGACAUUACAAGAUUAGAAGCUAAAGUUGAGAGACUUGAAGGGCAGAUACAAGUUAAAGAUAGGGAGAUAGCAACAAUUACUAGAACAGAAGCUAAAUCCACUGCCACCUUUAAGGCCCAAAUUGAGAAGUUGCAGCAAGAAAGAGAUGAGUUUCAAAGAAUGGUGAUUGGUAAUCAGCAAGUAAGGACUCAACAAAUACAUGAGACAAAGAAAAAAGAAAAAGAGUACAUGAAGUUGCAGGAGAGGCUAAACCAAGUUUUAAAUGAGAAAAAGAAGGAAUCUAGGUCAGGCAUGGAGAUAAUGAAUUUGCUUCAGAAAGAAGGCAGGCAACGUGGAACAUGGAAUGGGAAGAAGGCCGACAAUGAUUUUUAUAAAAAAAUUGUGGAUGCUUACGAGACAAAAAAUCAAGAGUUGAUGCAAGAGAAUGGUGAUUUAAAGGCAUUAUUACGAUCAAUGCAGGUGGAUAUGCGAGAUUUUAUAAAUGCUCCAAAUGGGUUGUCUAAGGUGUCUGCAGCAGUAAAUGAAGGAGCGGAUGCUGAUCCUGCUCGGUCUCCAUUUGGUGGAAGGACGGAUGUCUUUGAUCUGCCGUUUCACAUGGCUAGAGAUAAAAUAGAAGAAAGCCUUCGAACUAAGAUGGCUUCCAUAAAGGAGCGCAUGGUUCAAUUGCAAGAUGCACAAAAAGGAGCAGAAGUUACUUCCGAAGCAACUGAACGAGAGCUUGAGCUCGAAGCUCAACUUGUCGAGGCAAGGAGCAUAAUUCAGGAGCAGGCGUCUAUUAUGUCUAAACAUAUUGCAAAAUCUGAGAGACCAAGGAAUCUGAAUGGCCAUUUUAAUUCUAGCAGGGAAGGUAUCGUCUCUUCACCCGCCGAGGGGGUAUGCAAUUAAAUGAGGCUGAUGAAUUUUGGCCAAUAUGGAGUUGGCUAACUGAUGAGAUGAAUAUAUGGUAUGAUUAUGUGUAUUUGCUAUUAUGAUGAGCAAAUCAAUAUGUCUUUAGUAUUUUGUAUACAUUAUUAUUGAUCCUGAGUGGAGGAACAUAUUAAUCAUAGAUUUGAAUUAGCGUAGAGUGCAAUAUAUCCUCUUAUGUAAUUAUUCGUCUA
This is a messenger RNA of Cannabis sativa, 1536 nucleotides long. RefSeq lists its product as uncharacterized. The transcript is spliced from 16 exons. The record is from RefSeq and is a predicted model, not a curated record. Bases 158 to 1324 code for a protein of 388 amino acids. NCBI's taxonomy places the organism in Eukaryota, Viridiplantae, Streptophyta, Magnoliopsida, Rosales, Cannabaceae.